AUGUCGACAACUUUUUUAAAGAAAUAUAAAGUUUUAAGUCAAAUUGGAGAAGGAUCUUUUUCUGAGGUAUUAAAAUGUCAGGAACGAGAAACAGGAAAUUUAUUUGCAGCCAAAAGGCUCAAAAAAGAUUAUCAUUCUUUGGCGGAAGUUACGGAAAGUCCGGAAGUGAUUGCAAUGAGAAAAUUAAGCCAUCAUCCAAAUAUAUUACACAUAAUAGAAUUCCACGUAGAUCCCAUUCCAGGAAAAGUUACAUUCAUUUUCGAAUUAAUGGAAAUGAGUUUAUACGAUAUGAUGAAAAAUAGAAAGAGACCUUUACCGGAACUAAGAGUUAAAAGAUAUUUAUAUCAAUUAUUAAAAGGAUUAGAUCAUCUCCAUCAUCAUGGAAUUUUCCAUAGAGAUAUUAAACCGGAAAAUAUACUUAUAAAGAACGAAAUAAUUAAAUUAGCCGAUUUGGGUUCGAUAAGAGGAGCCUACAGUCGACCACCUUAUACCGAAUAUAUAUCGACGAGAUGGUACAGAUCUCCGGAAUGUUUAUUAACAACCGGAUAUUAUGGACCUAAAAUGGAUGUCUGGGCUUGUGGUUGCGUUUUUUACGAACUUUUAACAACGAAACCAUUAUUCCCAGGAACGAAUGAAGUAGAUCAAAUAACUAAAAUUCACGACGUUUUAGGAACACCCAAUACGAGACUAUUAGCUAAAUUUUAUCGUCACAAGUCCCGGAACUGUGAAUAUUUCUUUCAAGCUAAAACAGGCUCGGGACUCUCUUGUCUUUUAACAAAUCUCACCGAUAACGGGAGAGACAUACUUAAGCAAAUGUUAACAUACGAUCCGGAACAUAGGAUAAACGUUCGCAGACUUUUGGAACAUCGUUAUUUUAAUGAUUUGAGAGAGCAAGAGCCGAUUUUGUUGAAAAAGCCAGUUCCCGUUUCUCAAAGUUUUACAACGAAAGAAUGGAGGAAUCCUUUGCUAUUGAGCUUGAUAACGUCGGGCGAGAAAAAAAAGAAAACGAAAUUAUUGAAAAAGAGAACGGCACCUCAGAAAUCCUUGAAACAAAAUACGAUUUCAACUCAAUCUCUGAGAGGAGCAUCCACAUUGAUUUCCGGGUCGAGCGCGUCCAAAACGCUUCCUCUCCUAUGCAGCGGAAAUCAGGAGAAAUCCCUCGGAUCCAACUUGAGCAAAAUGGAAAAUUAUUCGAGUAAAAAAUUGGAUAAAUUAUUGGGAGCCGAAGAACAAUUGUCAAUGAGAUCGUGGGUCUCCAGCGGCAAAAUUUCACACACCGAAUCAAAGAGCGAAUCCCGGCCCAUGAAGCGAAAACCAUCAUCGCAACUUCCAAAAGUUUGUAAAGUCCAACAGCAAAGUUCAAAUGUCAACGUGCCUAGUUUCCAAGUGUACGAAUCUCAACCGAAAGAAUAUUUCGACUUUGGAAGCGUUACAUUGCCUAACAUUAAUCAAAGACGUUCGGAUCAUAUGGUUCAAAGGCGAUUGCAACAAAUAAAUAAUUAUUCGUCAAAAAUAAACGUUUUGACCACGAUUCCCGAAAGGGGUAAAACAUAUGGAGUUCGUGGAGAAUCUCCAAGUGAUUCCAGCAGCGCAGAAGGAAUUAUAAAGAAACCUAGGGGAAUGUAA
Molecule: messenger RNA, 1626 nt
Organism: Pediculus humanus corporis (human body louse)
Lineage: Eukaryota; Metazoa; Arthropoda; Insecta; Psocodea; Pediculidae
Product: mitogen-activated protein kinase ERK-A, putative
Exons: 11
Coding region: 1-1626 (541 amino acids)
Biological process (GO): protein phosphorylation; intracellular signal transduction
Cellular component (GO): cytoplasm; nucleus
Molecular function (GO): ATP binding; protein serine/threonine kinase activity
Source: RefSeq, a predicted model, not a curated record